CCCCCACUGAAGUUAUAUCAGCGGCAGCAGCGGCCGUCCUACACGCAUUGGGCUGUCUCUGGUCAGAAGUGGCAGCAUAAACGUGUCUCGGAACCUCUACAUCCACAUAGAUAUUACCAUACUACAAAAAAAUAGCAUCUACAGUGGCUGUGAUCAUCACAACUGGUGUAAGGCGGCCAAAACUUGCCCAGCCUACGCAUGUGGGGCCACCGGGGGUUACAGGUGGUCAGCAACGCCCCUUAUUCGGUCUGCUCUAAACUUUGUUACUUCACCACCACUGACGAUCUAGUCGCGGCUUCGAAGACCAUCGGAUAGAGUUCCCCACCAUGAAGCGAGCAGUGGGGACGGAAGUGUCCUUGGUACUGAUGCUGGCUGUCUCCGUGUCUCUCAUCGCGGCUGCACCAAGGGAGGUUCCAUCGUCCAGAGCCGGACACCUUCGCAGCAAAAGGUCCCUUUCAUCAGUAGAUGACUCUGGGGCAGAGGAACAGGAGCAUCUAUCGACGACACCGGACCACCGAGUCGUCAGGCGUGCCCUACAUGACGCGUUGCCGGGUGACCUGCAGGAUGCCCUCCAAGCAGCAGCAGCUGAAGACGCCCCUGAGGACGUGAAGGACAAACGGUUUCUCCCGGCCAUCGCGGGACUUGCUGGGAAGCUUCUCUCAUCGGGAGUUCCUGCUAAGGCCGGAGGUUUGUUAGAAAAAGCGGGAGAAUUGGGAGCAAACCUGGCGGGUGUGCAGGACCUGAUUGGGGUACUGGGCGACGUGAAGAACAUGGUACCGGACUUCAUGGCCCAAGGUGCAGAGAGGGAAGCAGAGGUCGAGGCAGAAGUGGAAAAGGAGGUGGCAAGGGAAACGGUCGAGAAAGUACUUGGAGAAGAGAGAAACAGAGACAAUGACGAAAAGAAUGAUGGCGGUGAUAAUGGAGAGCAUGAGGUUAAGGCUGAUAUCGAGUUCGAUCCAGAGAAGGGUAUGGUCGUGUCAAACAUGUUCGCUCCACCAGGGAUGCACAUGAAAUUAGACGUUCAGGAAGAUCCUAAGAAGCAGACAGAACCGGAUCAGAGCUCCCAACCGAUGUCGUUCUCCUACCCGAUGGGGAUGGGGCCGGCCCUGAUGAACGGCUGCUUCGGGACAGGCUACAAGGCCGGGGAUCCGUGCUUCAACAAGAAGGACCUCAUCCCGGCCUGCUUCAACAUGAUGGAAGGGUGCGGCUACAUCGGGGUCGGCUUUGAUGGUCGCGGGGACUACAGCAGCGCAUCCAGGAAGAAAUCAGUCGUGCAGAGGAACUGCAAAAACCUGGCCACGUAUCACGACGAAGACGUGCCGGACAACAUGAACGUUCACGGCAUCUUUGACACAGAAGUCGGCUCCUACGUCUUUGAGUCGAGAUCGUCUUAUCGCCAUUACAUUCAGUCGAAGGCUGGGAUGUCAUUUUCUUCAUUUGCCCUCAAGACCGCCGUUGACACCGUGUACGGCAGUAAGGCAUCAGCUAGCAAACAACAGUUCAUGUGCCUUAUCCAGUGCAACGUGGUAAGGUAUGAGAUCUUCCUGGAUGAGAUCUCUCCAGACACCCUGAGCCUGGCCUUCCUGCGGGACUUCUUGUCCCUUCCCUUCAACUUCGUCAUGGGGAAAGCAAAACUUCAAAAGUUCAUCCUCCGCUAUGGAACUCAUUUCAUCAAGUCGGCAAAGUUCGGAGGUUCUUUCAGGCUUUUCAAGACUCAAGAGGCCUCCAAGGUCUCAAGUUUUCAGGAAUUCUCCGUGAAAUCCGAAGCUUCUUUCAACGCAAUAUUUGCCAACGCCAAAGCUGAAUUCGGACUGGAAUCGUCGAGCGGAUCAUCCCAGUCUUCUAAGGCGUCCGGCACCCGCGUGACAGUUGAAGGAGGCGACCAUGAAGUUGCAUCCAUCGUAGCUGACUUCUACUCGACCAGCUUCAAAGACGCCUUCUCCGAGUGGCUCAAGUCCAUCCCCAAAUUCCCCAAACCCAUCGAGAUGUUCAUGGGCACCAUGCCUGAGCUGCUGGACAUGAACUACAAACUUCUGUUCCCCUUUGACAUCAAAGAUGCUGCAGACGGUUGCUUCAGCAAAACCCUGAAGACAGAGGAAGGCACGGGGAGGAAGUACUACGAGGUCAGCAAGCUGGUGAACAGCAGCCAAGGAGUGGCGGAAACUGUCAAUGAAAAACGGUAUUGUGAAUUCACGUCUGCUGAGAAGUUCGAAGAAGCCAUGGACAAGAAACGCCUCGCUCUGGAAAGGGCAAUCGCUGUCUACAUGGAGGAGGGCCCGGUCCCCACCACAGACUUCCACCUGAAGGGCGGCAAACCCGGAUGUGUGACUCAAGCCUUGAAGAUACACGGAGGGGCUAGUGGAGUUACCCACCCUACAUGGCUGGAACUCAUCAACGGAGACACCUACAAGGUCAUUUUUGAUAUUCCUGAAAACAUCAACAGCGACAUAACAAUGGGCACAGAAGUCUUCCUGGUUUUUUCAGAAAACAGAUGGAAUUGUCACGCGCCCGGGACCGAAGUUCAUAUGUACAAUAGUUAUGCAAAUGGUGGAAGUGGCGACACCGGAAACAAAAAGGUCUCCUGCUUUGGUUUUGUGAUGACGUAUGAUGAAGAAACGGGCAAGUUUACGGUCACAGCUGAGGAUCGAGCUGCUUCCGUACAGGUAAUACUGCUGUUCCUGACUUGUCCCAACUCACCCCCUUCCGUACAGGAAAUACUGCUGUUCCACUUGUCCCACAUCACCCCCUUUCCGUUCAGGUAAUACUGCUUUUUCACU
Branchiostoma floridae (Florida lancelet) is the source of this 2777-nucleotide messenger RNA. RefSeq lists its product as uncharacterized. Bases 327 to 2762 code for a protein of 811 amino acids. Lineage: Eukaryota; Metazoa; Chordata; Leptocardii; Amphioxiformes; Branchiostomatidae. The record is from RefSeq and is a predicted model, not a curated record. The transcript has 20 exons.